Condylostylus longicornis is the source of this 6418-nucleotide messenger RNA. Its product is annotated as ankyrin-3-like. Gene Ontology annotation, molecular function: protein binding. NCBI's taxonomy places the organism in Eukaryota, Metazoa, Arthropoda, Insecta, Diptera, Dolichopodidae. Bases 290 to 6403 code for a protein of 2037 amino acids. The record is from RefSeq and is a predicted model, not a curated record. Gene Ontology annotation, biological process: signal transduction. The transcript is spliced from 19 exons.
UUAUUCAUAUAUGAGUUAAAAAUAUUAUUGUAAAUUGAAAUAAUUUUAUUUGUUUUUCAAAUAACAUUUUGAAUACACACAUAUAUUUAAAUUUAUUUAGAAUUGUUAUAUAUAUAAGUACGAAAUUUUAAUUCAAAAUUUAAUAAUUUUGCAAAAUUGAAAGUCAACGAUUUUUUUUUCUGAGUGUUAAAAUUUUAAAAAUUUAUUAUAAAAUUUUAAAAUUUUAUUUUAAAAUUUUAAAUUAAAAAAUAUUAAGAGAAAAAAGAAGGUGGGGGAAAAAUAAAUCAAAAUGCAUUCUCUUUUGUCAGGAAGUAUGCAAUCGCUUAAAAAACGAUUUCCAUCAUUACAAAGUUUAGGUGGUGAUGGUAAUACAUCAUUUCUGCGUGCUGCUAGAGCUGGUAAUCUUGACAAAGUAUUAGAACAUCUUAAAAAUAAUAUAGAUAUAAACACAUGCAAUGCUAAUGGAUUAAAUGCACUACAUUUAGCUUCUAAAGAUGGCCAUGUUCAUGUAGUAUCAGAAUUAUUAAGGCGUGGUGCAACAGUUGAUGCAGCUACUAAAAAAGGUAAUACUGCAUUACAUAUAGCAUCAUUAGCUGGACAAGAAGAAGUAGUUAAAUUAUUAUUACAACAUGGCGCAUCAGUUAAUGUUCAAUCACAAAAUGGUUUUACACCAUUAUAUAUGGCCGCACAAGAAAAUCAUGAUUCAGUUGUUAAAUUAUUAUUAUCAAAUUCAGCUAAUCAAAGUUUGGCAACAGAAGAUGGUUUUACACCAUUGGCUGUUGCAAUGCAACAGGGACAUGAUAAAGUUGUUGCUGUAUUGUUAGAAAGUGAUACAAGAGGUAAAGUACGUCUUCCAGCAUUACAUAUUGCUGCCAAAAAAGAUGAUGUUAAAGCGGCAACACUACUGUUAGAGAAUGAUCAUAACCCAGACGUGACAUCAAAAUCCGGAUUUACACCAUUACAUAUUGCUUCACAUUAUGGUAAUGAAGCAAUUGCAAAUUUAUUAAUACAAAAAGGAGCUGAUGUUAAUUAUGCAGCUAAACAUAAUAUAAGUCCAUUACAUGUUGCAGCAAAAUGGGGUAAAACAAAUAUGGUUUCAUUAUUACUUGAAAAAGGAGCUAAUAUUGAGGCAAAAACCCGUGAUGGUUUAACACCAUUACAUUGUGCUGCACGUUCCGGUCAUGAACAGGUUGUUGAUAUGUUAUUAGAACGUGGUGCACCAAUAAGUGCUAAAACUAAAAAUGGUUUAGCACCAUUACAUAUGGCAGCACAAGGUGAACAUGUUGAUGCUGCCAGAAUAUUAUUAUAUCAUCGUGCACCAGUUGAUGAAGUAACUGUUGAUUAUUUAACAGCAUUACAUGUUGCUGCACAUUGUGGUCAUGUACGUGUUGCAAAAUUAUUAUUAGAUCGUAAUGCUGAUGCAAAUGCAAGAGCAUUAAAUGGUUUUACACCAUUACAUAUUGCAUGUAAAAAGAAUCGAAUUAAAGUUGUUGAAUUAUUAUUACGACAUGGUGCUAGUAUUAGUGCAACAACUGAAAGUGGCUUAACACCUUUACAUGUUGCAUCAUUUAUGGGAUGUAUGAAUAUUGUUAUUUAUUUAUUACAACAUGAUGCAAGUCCAGAUGUACCGACCGUACGCGGUGAAACACCAUUACAUUUAGCUGCAAGGGCAAAUCAGACCGAUAUUAUACGAAUUCUAUUACGAAAUGGUGCACAAGUUGAUGCUAGAGCUAGAGAACAACAGACACCAUUACAUAUUGCAUCAAGAUUGGGUAAUGUUGAUAUUGUUAUGUUAUUAUUACAACAUGGUGCACAAGUUGAUGCAACAACAAAGGAUAUGUAUACAGCAUUACAUAUUGCAGCAAAAGAAGGUCAAGAUGAGGUUGCCGCUGCAUUAAUUGAAAAUGGCGCCUCAUUGGAUGCAACAACUAAAAAAGGAUUUACACCAUUACAUUUAACAGCAAAAUAUGGUCAUAUGAAAGUUGCCCAAUUAUUAUUACAAAAAGAUGCACCAGUUGAUGCUCAAGGUAAAAAUGGUGUAACACCAUUACAUGUUGCAAGUCAUUAUGAUCAUCAAAAUGUUGCAUUAUUAUUACUUGAAAAGGGUGCAAGCCCACAUGCAACAGCUAAAAAUGGUCAUACACCAUUACAUAUUGCUGCACGUAAAAAUCAAAUGGAUAUUGCAACAACAUUACUUGAAUAUGGUGCACAAGCUGAUGCUGAAAGUAAAGCUGGUUUUACACCAUUACAUUUAAGUUCACAGGAAGGACAUGUUGAUAUGUCAACAUUAUUACUUGAGCAUAAAGCAGGUUGUGAUCACCAAGCUAAAAAUGGUUUAACACCAUUACAUUUAUGCGCUCAAGAGGAUAAAGUAAAUGUUGCUCAAAUAUUAUGUAAAAAUGGUGCAAAUAUUGAAAUGACAACAAAAGCCGGUUAUACACCAUUACAUGUUGCAUCACAUUUUGGACAAGCAAAUAUGGUUAGAUUUUUAUUACAGAAUGGUUCAAAUGUUGAUGCAAGUACCGGUAUCGGUUAUACACCAUUACAUCAAGCAGCACAACAAGGACAUUGUCAUAUUGUUAAUUUAUUAUUAGAGCACAAAGCUAAUGCUAAUGCACAAACAGCUAAUGGUCAAACACCAUUACAUAUUGCUAAAAAACUUGGUUAUAUAUCUGUAUUAGAUUCAUUAAAGGCAUCAACAAAUGAAUCAAUAUCACCGAUACCAGUUAAUGCUGAUGAAAAAUAUCGUGUUGUUGCACCAGAAGCAAUGCAUGAAACAUUUAUGUCUGAUUCAGAAGAAGAAGGAGGUGAUACUACAACAGAAUUGGAAACUACUUGUAUUGGAUUUACAAAUAUUAAUAAUACUGAACAACUACUACAUUUAAAAAAUAAUAAUAGUCACAUUUAUAUGCCUUAUUAUCAUGGUGAAACUUUUAUAACGCGUGAAGAUACCGUCCUAUCUGAUCAACCAUACCGAUAUUUAACUGUUGAUGAAAUGAAAUCACUUGGUGAUGAUUCAUUACCAAUUGAUGUAACACGUGAUGAACGUAUGGAUUCAAAUCGUAUGGCUAUAAGUACUGAUUCAACUGGUCAAAUACAGCAACCCGUUAAAGAAGAUAUUAUUAGUCCACAUCAAGCACAAGUUCAUAUGACAGCAAAAACUGUUAUUGAUGGUGGUGGUAUAACAAUUGAACAAGAUCAACAACGUGUUGGACGGAAAUUACAAUGGAAAAACUUCCUGGUAUCAUUCCUUGUUGAUGCACGUGGUGGUGCUAUGCGUGGUAUGAGACAUAGUGGUGUACGUAUUAUAAUACCAGCACGUUCAGCUGGACAACCAACACGUGUUACAUGUCGUUAUGUUAAACCACAAAGAACAAUGCAUCCACCACAAUUAAUGGAAGGUGAAGCAUUAGCUAGCCGUGUUCUUGAAAUUGGUCCAGUAUCAGCAAAAUUUCUUGGACCAGUUGUUAUGGAAGUACCACAUUUUGCAUCAUUACGUGGUAAAGAACGUGAAAUUGUUAUAUUACGUUCUGAUAAUGGUGAAACAUGGCGUGAACAUACAAUUGAUAAUUCAGAUGAAAUUAUACAUGAUGUAUUAAAUGAAUGUUUUGAGCCAGAAGAAAUUGCCCAACUUGAUGAACUUGGUGGCGGACGAUUUUGUCGUUUCGUUACAUAUGAUUUUCCACAAUAUUUUGCUGUUGUAUCAAGAAUUCGACAAGAAGUACAUGCUAUUGGACCAGAAGGUGGUAUGGUAUCUAGUACUGUUGUACCACAAGUUCAAGCUGUAUUCCCGCAAGGAGCAUUAACAAAAAAAAUUAAAGUUGGUCUACAGGCUCAACCCAUCGAUCCUGAUUUAACGGCAAAAUUAUUAGGCCGUGGAGUUGCAGUAUCACCAAUAGUAACUGUUGAGCCACGGCGUAGAAAAUUCCAUAAAGCAAUAACGCUUAGUAUGCCAGCACCAAAAGCGCACAGUCAAGGAAUGAUUAAUCAAUAUUCUGGCAAUGCGCCAACAUUAAGACUUUUAUGCUCAAUAACAGGUGUGUUUCGGAAAAGAUCUCUAAAAGGUGGUCCGUCUAGAGCACAAUGGGAAGAUGUAACCGGUUCAACUCCAUUAACAUUUGUAAAUGACUGUGUUUCAUUUACAACUACUGUUUCAGCAAGAUUUUGGUUAAUGGAUUGCCGUAAUAUUUCGGAAGCAACGAAAAUGGCAACUGAAUUGUACAGGGAAGCAAUUCAUGUACCAUUUAUGGCCAAAUUUGUAGUGUUUGCAAAACGUAUUGAACCUAACGAAGCACGUUUACGUGUAUUUUGUAUGACUGAUGAUAAAGAAGAUAAAACUCUUGAGCAACAAGAAUGUUUUACAGAAGUAGCAAAAUCACGUGAUGUUGAAGUACUUGAAUCUAAGCCCCAAUAUAUUGAAAUGGCUGGUAAUUUAGUUCCAGUUACAAAAUCAGGAGAUCAGUUACAAUUAACUUUUAAAGCAUUUCGUGAAAACCGUCUACCCUUUAAUGUUCGUAUUAAAGAUCAACAUGCUGAUACUGUUGGUCGUACACUAUUUAUGCGUGAACCAAAAGUUGCUAAAGGAGAACCACCUCAACAACCAAUUUGUAUAUUAAAUAUAGUAUUACCAGAUACAAUAAUACCAGAACAAAUUCAAGCCUUACCGGAAACUCAUAUUACUAAAUCAAAUAUAAUGAGUAGUUAUAGUACUAGAUAUUCAACGGUUGUUAUUGACGAUCAAAAUUAUAUGGGUGAUAUGCGUAUAGUUGAUGUGUCUAAUCUAUUAGGGGAAGAUUGGAUGCGUCUUGCACCAGAAUUAGGUUUUACUGAAAAUGAAAUUGAUGUUAUAAAAGGUCAAAAUCAAACAAGUACUGCACAACAAGCCCUCUCAAUGAUUAGAAUAUUUAAAGUGAAAAAACCGACUGAUCGUAUUACAUUAGAAAAUGGUCUUAAAACAAUAGGAAGGGAAGAUAUUAUUACAAAAUGUAAAACAGUUUGUAGAAAACGUAUUAGCAUUGAGAAUGGUUAUGAUGAAUCAGAUCUUAUGAAAGAUUCUGAAUCUAUAGAAGAUUUAGUGCGACAAGAGAAUAAUAGAUUACAACAAAUGCGAGAAAGAGAAGAACUUAAAUAUUCUGCUGAAGAAAAAGAAGUUGAAGAGUCUGAAUCAGAUGAUGAAAUUGGUAAACGUACAGUUGCUGAGCGGCGACAGAAAAUUGAAAAACGUUUAUCAUUAGAACGCGCGAUUCCAGCAUCAACACAAAAACGUGAAAUAGUACAAGAAAUUACUGAAAUUAAAAGAAAAAGUCUUAUUGAAGAUAAAAAAGCCAUUCAUGAAGAAGAAAUUAUGUUACAAAUGCCAACUGAUAAUAUUAUAAAAUCAAAUGUUGUACCAGAUCAAAUAAUAAAAUUGAAAACUGGUAAAAUUGAAACACCUGAUGUAUCAAAAACUGAUUUUGAUAAAGAAUUACAGGACAAAUUUAAGAAAACUAUAAAAUUAGAUGACGAAUUCCAAGACAAAGAUGACGAUGACAAUGGUGAAGAUGAUGAUGAUGACAUCGAUCAUGCAAAAGAAUUUAAAGAAGAUUAUAUACAAGAAACCUCUAAAAUUGUAUAUGAUUCUACUAUAACUGAAAAAUCACGUUUAAUUGAAACUACGACAACAAAAACUACAACUACAAAAAAAACAAAAGGUAGUUUAGAUGAUGAGAUUGAAACUACCAAAGAAACUAUUAAAGAAACAAUUAAAACUGAUAUUAAACCUAUUGUUACUACAACAACAACUACUACUACUACUGCUGCCACUGAAGAACCAUCUGAUAUUAAGGAAUCAGAAUUUCAAUCACGUAUAAUAUCUGGGAUACGUGAACAAACACAUGAUAAACAACAAAUUGAUAAAGGUAACCGUUUAUCAAAACAUGAAGCUGAAGAAUAUAUUGAAUCAACGGAAUCAAGAAAGGAAAUAACAAAAAUUCAAGUAAUUGAUACCGAAGAUCCAGAUUUAGAGAAACGACUUACAAAACAAAAAGAGAAAAUUGAAAAGAGUGAAACGAAAAUUGAUGCUACUCAACAUCAACUAAUACAUAAGGAUAGUGAAGAUUCUAUAAAGCCAAAAUCAUAUCCUGCCAAACCACGUGAAUCAUUAACCGAAGAAGAAUUUUAUAAAUCGAUUGAAGCAACAAUUACAAAGAAAAUGAGUGAAGGAUUAAUUGAAAUUUCUGACGAUAUUUUAAGUAAAGCAUCAAAUGUUGAAAUACCAGAAUCUCAAACUCCACCACCAACUCCAAGCGAAUAUCUUCAUCAAACUCAAGCACAAACGCAAAAUCAUGAAACAUCGAUUAGUUCAAAGAGAUCAAGUCCUGAAUCAGUACCCGAAUUUCAAAAUCAAAAAAGAAAAACAGAGUAAAAUUAUAAUUUGGGG